Messenger RNA from Nezara viridula (southern green stink bug), 300 nucleotides. NCBI's taxonomy places the organism in Eukaryota, Metazoa, Arthropoda, Insecta, Hemiptera, Pentatomidae. The record is from the annotation of a GenBank genome assembly.
AUGAUAAAUUGGAUACAAGGGCGGCGGAUUGUUUACACGAGGCGAUCUGUUCUCUUGCCAGCAGCGUCCUUAGAUAGAAUUAGCAUCAGAUCUGCCAUAGUUGAAAGGAAAGUAACGGAGCGAUGUGCUGAUGCAGCAGCUAUUAUCCAACAUCUGCUUCGUCAUCAUAGGAUCCCCUCCCCCCCAAGGAAAAUCCUGACCCUAUACAAUCUCCUUACAUUACUCCACCCCCCCUCUCUCUUAUCCCAAGGGCUUCAUCAGCGAAAUCUGAAUCCGGAUAGGACAACAGCAACACGAUAA